UUUGGCACAACUAAUUAAGAAUCAUAUAUAUAUAUCACUACUCUCUUUGUUAUAAGAUGGGCCUAAAAGGCAAGGUGCUUGGGCAGAUAGAGAUAAGUUUUCAUGGAGAUGUUUUCCAUGAAAUCUUUAGAGAAAGACCUCAUCAUGUGCCCUCCAUGUGCUCAACUAUUCUCGGAGUUGAAGGCCAAUGGGGAACUGUGGGCUCUGUCAUCAUCUGGAAAAUUAGCCAUGAUGGGAAGACCAAAACCGUGAAGGAUGUUAUUGAGGCCAUAGAUGAUGAGAAGAAAUUAGUGAAAUUCAGAGUGAUCGGAGGUGAUCUCAAGGAAUCCUAUAAGAACUUCAUCAUAACAUGUCAUGUUGAUACCAAUGGUGAUGACAACUUUGUGACUUGGGCUCUCGAGUAUGAGAAGCUGAAAGAAGAGAUUCCUGAGCCACUCACUUAUCUGGAGCUUCUUCUUAAUAUGACCAAGGAUAUGGAUGAUCACCAUGCCAAGCCGAAGCCAUGAA
Ipomoea nil (Japanese morning glory) is the source of this 507-nucleotide messenger RNA. RefSeq names its product kirola-like. The transcript has 2 exons. The record is from RefSeq and is a predicted model, not a curated record. Gene Ontology annotation, biological process: defense response. NCBI's taxonomy places the organism in Eukaryota, Viridiplantae, Streptophyta, Magnoliopsida, Solanales, Convolvulaceae. The coding region runs from base 57 to 506 and encodes 149 amino acids.